Boeremia exigua is the source of this 1550-nucleotide messenger RNA. RefSeq lists its product as uncharacterized. The record is from RefSeq and is a predicted model, not a curated record. Bases 216 to 1520 code for a protein of 434 amino acids. Lineage: Eukaryota; Fungi; Ascomycota; Dothideomycetes; Pleosporales; Didymellaceae. The transcript is spliced from 2 exons.
AUCCCUUUCUUCUUUCUGAGUGCCCUUGUUGCUACUUCAGGACCAUUUCCGGACUCCACGAACAGUGUUCACGAUUCAACAGUGUCAACUGACCAAGCCGUGCAAUCACCACCGCACAACGAUCAUUAAGAUUUGCUCUACUUAAGCUCUUUCCAGUCUUCCACUGGAAACGCAUAAAAUAUCCUACGAAUCGUAACUUUGACGACAUACCCACGAUGUACACGAACGCAAUCUCUCUGCUCGCCCUGGCUGGCGCAGCUCAAGCACACAUGUCUCUCUGGUACCCUGGAGCUCUAGGUGCAGCAAAAGAGGCCAACAAGGCUUCCACCGAUUCUUCCGUCGAUCCUGAGCUCAAUUUCCCUCUCGGUUGCUGCGAUAGCGAGGGCCAGCCCACUGCCCCAAGUCCUGGUGUUUGUCGUGGUCACCUUGACCUCUUCGACACCGAGGAAGCUCAAGUGACAUGGCAGCCAGGUCAGGAUGCCUACUUCCAGCUCUCUGAUCACACUUACACUGCCGACGCGCCUGGUGGUACUCACUACGGUGGGUCUUGCCAGGUUGGCUUUUCCACCGAUCGCGGCGAGACCUGGAAGGUCGCAGCUUCCUACAACGGCAACUGCCCCCUUCGUGGUGAGGACGGAUCGCCUGAGGUACAGACCUUUGACUUCAAGGUCCCCACUGGCAUGCCUGAAGGCAAGGCUCUCUUCGCCUGGAUCUGGUUGAACCGGGAACACGAGUCAUUCAUGAACUGCGCUGCUGUACAGAUUGGAGAGGGUUCCGGCAACACCACAACACCCACCAAUCCUGCCGCACCUUCUGUCUCCGCGACCAAGCCCACUCAGCCUGACAGCUCAGCAUACCAGCCGACUCAGCCUGACAGCGACGAGCAGUACUCGGCAGUACCUGCACCGACUCCAUCGCGUCCUGCUGGUCGUCCUUCUUCCCCUUCUGCAUCUGCUUCGCCAGCGCAGCCUGAUUAUCAGAACUCCGACGAAGAGUCAAGCGAGGAGCCUUCCUACGAAGCUCCCCCUGAGGAUGAUGCUGACAACACUGACUCUUCUGACGAGGAGGACUACAACAGUGAUCACGACUCUAGCGAUGAGGAGACUGACAAUGAGUGGUCUGGACGCCCCAGCCGCUGGACCCCUCAUCGCCACCAGUCUUUCAAGUACAAGGUAGUUGAUCAACACAAGUGUAAGGUCGACACCGUAGCCAAGCGUGCCAAUUGCGAGUGCAUUGCACCCGAGGGUUGCCCGAAACAGAAGCGUGCAUUGAUUGAACGUAAGGCUGUCCGUAUGGUGCGCCGCGAUGCAUUCAAGAAGCGCGCCGAUGCCUGCGCCUGGGACUCUGCACCUUCCAUGAUCGUCUCCUACUACACUGUCGACGCUGCAUGCGCUCCAAACGCUAAGAUGAACGUCCCCGAAUCUGACACCUUCGAGAUCGGCUGGAGUGAGCCUUGCGGUGUAGUCGAGAGCGACGGUGAAUACCCAAUCAAGGAAAUGGACUGCAAUAUGUUCAGCUAGAUGCUGGCAUGAGUCUCGUUGCGCAACUUC